ACUCAAACCAAAACUCACCAUAGCAAACAAAGUUAAAAAAACAUACACAAAUGGCGAACAAGCUCUUCCUCGUCUCGGCAACUCUUGCCUUCUUCUUCCUUCUCACCAAUGCCUCCAUCUACAGAACGGUUGUGGAAGUCGACGAAGAUGAUGCCACAAACCCUGCCGGCCCAUUCAGGAUUCCAAGAUGUAGGAGGGAGUUUCAGCAAGCACAACACCUAAGAGCUUGCCAACAAUGGCUCCACAGGCAGGCAAUGCAGUCCGGUACUGGUCCUAGCUGGACCCUCGACGAUGAGUUUGAUUUUGAAGACGACAUGGAGAACCCCCAGGGCCCACAGCAGAGGCCGCCACUACUCCAGCAGUGCUGCAACGAGCUCCACCAGGAAGAGCCCCUUUGUGUUUGCCCAACCUUGAAAGCAGCAUCCAAAGCCGUUAAACAACAGGUUCGACAACAAGGACAGCAGGGACAGCAGGGACAACAGAUGCAGCAAGUAGUGAGCCGUAUCUACCAGACCGCUACGCACUUACCUAGAGUUUGCAGAAUCCCGCAAGUUAGCAUUUGUCCAUUCCAGAAGACCACCCCUGGGCCCUACUACUAGAUUCCAAACGAAACCCUCGAGAGUGUAUAUACCACGGUGAUGAGUGUGGUUGUUGAUGUAUGUUAAUUAACACUACAUAGUCAUGGUGUGUGUUCCAUAAAUAAUGUACUUUAAAAUUGAGGCUAAUGUAAUAAGAACUACUCCGUGACCGUAAUAAAAGAGAAGUUUUUUUUUUUA
Messenger RNA from Raphanus sativus (radish), 776 nucleotides. RefSeq names its product napin. The transcript has a single exon. The record is from RefSeq and is a predicted model, not a curated record. The coding region runs from base 51 to 599 and encodes 182 amino acids. Lineage: Eukaryota; Viridiplantae; Streptophyta; Magnoliopsida; Brassicales; Brassicaceae. Gene Ontology annotation, molecular function: nutrient reservoir activity.